AUGGUUGAAGACCAUGGUCAGAAGCCUUCAGUAUUAAGCAGGGAGCGGACGGACGAGCACCCUCAGGAUGAAGUGGCUCAGUGGUGGGGCGAGUGGAGCAGCUGGUCCACCUGUAGCUGGACGUGUGGUGGAGGAGUCCGUUCACAGGAGCGACACUGUCUACAACAAAGACUCACCACGACUCACAACAUCAACAGCUCCUUCUGCGCCGGAUCCGCCAGGCGCUACCAGUUGUGCACGCAGCAGCUGUGUCCGAACAACAGAAUCAGCUUCAAGCAGCACCAGUGCUCCCAGUUCAACUCCAAACUCUUCGACAGGAAACACUACGAGUGGGUUCCUCUAUAUCCAGAUGAUUACCUCAGCAUUUCCAGUAAGCCGUGUGACCUGCAGUGCACCACCACCAGCGGCGAGCGGCAGAUCCUGGUUCAGGCUCACGACGGGACCUCCUGCAGGACGGGCGUCUAUAAGGGCGUCUGCAUCCAAGGACAGUGCCAGGUCGUGGGCUGCGAUGGGAAGCUCUACUCCAGCAAAACCGUAGAUAAAUGUGGCGUGUGCGCCGGGAACGGAGACACGUGCCACCGCGUCUCGGGAUCCUACCGAAAAGGGAUCACACAGUUAGGUUAUGCUUUUAUAACCCACAUACCUGUCGGAGCCACGGACAUCCAGAUCGUUGAGCGACGAAAGACUGAGAACAUUCUGGCUCUGUCGGACGAAGCCGGGCGCUUCUUCUUUAACGGGAACACCGUGAUCGACAACCCGCGCAACUUCCACGUAGCAGGAACCGUGUUCAAGUACAGACGGCCGCUCACCCUCUUCACCGACGGCUUCGAGUACAUCAUGGCUCAGGGGCCCACGCAGCACGGCCUCAACGUCAUGUACUACAACCUGAACGGAAAGGUGCCUCACAUCACGUACGAGUACACGGUUCCCCGUGCGUCCGGACCCAUCCCGUCCACCCCGGCAUCCCUCACCCCAGAGCAACCGCAGCUCAGCAGCCUGGUGUCCAACGCCACCUCGCCUCGCCUGCCCAUCACGGGGAACGAGGUGGACCCUCGGCAGGACAGCACGGAGGCAGAGAUCCAGAGCACCCCCUCUGUUCCCGAGGAGAACCUGAAGGGGCGCGGAGGCUCCGCUCGUAACCUCAGUGAAGACCCCGAGGUGCUGAGCUUCAGAUCGGCUGCAGACGUUCUCCGUAACGAGCUGGAGGAGCAGGAGAGCUUCGGUUCCGACUUCAACCUGAUCGAAGGCGACUCCUCCGGUACGAUUAAUGAGACCCACCCGAGAGCGCAGAGCGUACAGAACGGUGAGGAGAACCCAGCUCAAGGUGUUCAUCUGAACUCCAGCUCAUCUGUGGUGAACGUCCUACCUCUCCGGAUCCACACGUCCACCCACAGAGAACCUGAGUCCAACGGCACCUCGGAGCACACGGCGCAAGCCCUCCAGUUCCAACAGGGGGCAGCACAGCGCCUCGCUCAUUCUGAAAGUAAUGAGUUUGAGCUGGUGUCUCUCGACCACGACGUCAGUCUGGAGGACACGUACAGAUGGAAGGUGUCUGCGAUCGCACCCUGCAGUUCGACAUGUACCACAGGUAUCAGCACAUCGUAUGCAUUAUGUGUGAGGUACGACGGCUUGGAGGUGGACGAGAGUUACUGUGAUGCUCUGACCCGACCCGAACCCACGCAUCAGUUCUGCACCGGCAAAGAGUGUCCACCCAGGUGGGAGACGAGCCGCUGGAGCGAAUGUUCCCGGACGUGCGGCGAGGGCUUUCAGUCCCGGACGGUGCGCUGUUGGAAGAUGAUCGCUCCGGGAUUCGACAGCUCCGUGUACGAUGACCUGUGCCACGGCGUCGAGCUCCAGAAACCCGUCGUUCGCAAAUCCUGCAAGAGUAAAUCCUGCGGCCCUCAGUGGGAGGUGUCCGACUGGUCUGAGUGCUCAGCCCGGUGUGGACGUCAGGGUGUGAGAAACCGGGAGGUCCGGUGCUCCAUGGACGCUCGCCUGUGUAACGAGUCCACUCGUCCCAGCGGUCAGAGGGAGUGCGAGGGGCCGCCAUGUGACCGCAGGUGGACCGUCUCCGAUUGGGGACCAUGCUCAGGCGGGUGCGGCGAGGGGCGGAUGACGCGCUACGUGGUGUGUAAGAGCGGGAACGGGAGGGUGAUCUCCGACGGCCAGUGCGACCGAGAGCUGAAACCUCUGGCGGUGCAGCCGUGCGGGGACCCGAACUGCCCCCCGCACUGGGUGGAACAGGAGUGGGAACAGUGUAAUGCCACGUGUGGGCGUGGCGUGAAGAGCAGGCAGGUCACGUGUGCCGGACUCGAGGGCGGCGUGUUUAAAGAGUUUCCUGAUCACGUGUGUUCACGUUCAUCCAAACCUGAGGAGAGCGCCACGUGUUUCGAGAGACCCUGUUCCAAAUGGUUCACCACCUCCUGGUCUCAGUGCAGUAAGACGUGUGGCAGUGGGCUGAAGGUGAGGGAGGUGAAAUGUUAUCAGGGAGAUGAAAUCGGACAAAGUUGUGAUUCUGCGCUCAGACCGCAGGCCAGACAGAGCUGUGAGGUUCAACCCUGUCCUGCUGAGGCUCCUGUGGAGGACGUGUGUGAGGACAAGGCCACGGCGAACUGCGCUCUGGUGCUGAAGGUGAAGCUCUGUACACACUGGUACUACAGGAAGGCCUGCUGUCUGUCCUGCAGAACCAGAGAGCGCUGA
Messenger RNA from Trichomycterus rosablanca, 2700 nucleotides. Its product is annotated as ADAMTS-like protein 2. The coding region runs from base 1 to 2700 and encodes 899 amino acids. The transcript is spliced from 20 exons. Gene Ontology annotation, molecular function: metalloendopeptidase activity. Gene Ontology annotation, cellular component: extracellular matrix. The record is from RefSeq and is a predicted model, not a curated record. Lineage: Eukaryota; Metazoa; Chordata; Actinopteri; Siluriformes; Trichomycteridae. Gene Ontology annotation, biological process: proteolysis; extracellular matrix organization.